UUGCAGGGGGCUCUACUCGGUUAUGUCGACAACAAGACUGAAAUAGCUCUAUUCUCUUGCGAUGGGAAAGUCUAUGAACGAGCUGGACCUCAACUCAAUGAUAUGUACAUUCUAAUGCGGAACACUGUUGGAGGACCACCAUUCUGUGAAUGCCCUCGCUGCCCAAAAGCACCACCUCCACCUCCCACGAGACCUGGAGAUCCAUGGCCGGAUAAGAUUCUUGUAAAAGCUCUCAAUCAGACACUUGAUACAAUCCCGGGUGAAAAUCCCGACCAAUACGUGGCGUUGUGGUAUCAGGCUGGAGAGCCAGUCAUGGGACGUGUUUGGAACGAGAAUGGCAGGGUGGCUGCCGACUUCUGUUGGAACGACAAAGAGUACAGGGGUAAUGUCGGUUCAAUCCAACUGCUUGUGCACCUCUCAGAACGCGCCAGAGGUUUCGACUAUCAGUGGUUGCCAUACCCACAGGCGUCUUCGUUCGAUAAGAGUAAGGCAUGGAUACCAGUACAUGUGAACAAUGCGAAGGGAGAUAUUUCCGCUGGUGUAAUCACGUUCAACGGAAAGCAAAUUCUCGGCAAAGUCGACGUUAGAAAUGAAAGAGCCGCAGCCGGAUUCGGUGGCAAGGAGAAUGUGCUCGUCGGACCGGCAUGCCAAGCUAACACCAUCGUAUUAUGCCGUAAAGCAAGGCCCGGAUACAAGUUCGACUAG
Molecule: messenger RNA, 705 nt
Organism: Haemonchus placei
Lineage: Eukaryota; Metazoa; Nematoda; Chromadorea; Rhabditida; Trichostrongylidae
Source: the annotation of a GenBank genome assembly